Molecule: messenger RNA, 1710 nt
Organism: Coccidioides immitis RS
Lineage: Eukaryota; Fungi; Ascomycota; Eurotiomycetes; Onygenales; Onygenaceae
Product: DnaJ domain-containing protein
Exons: 2
Coding region: 268-1509 (413 amino acids)
Biological process (GO): protein refolding
Cellular component (GO): cytoplasm
Molecular function (GO): Hsp70 protein binding
Source: RefSeq, a predicted model, not a curated record
AUUGGAGAAGUGGCCAAUUGUCCACUCCCUUAUUUUUACACGCUAUCUUCAGAUUGGUCUUAUAAAGCUCUUACAUCAUAUUUGACCGUUACCUCUGUCACUCCCCUUAGGCUGCGAAAUGUCCCUUACGUUGCGCUACCAGUAACGGGAAGCAACCGGUGAUCCCACCAGAGAAACCUCGUCGCGAAGCGUGGUGUCUUGGAAGCUGAGAUAUCAAAGCGCCCCUUGACUUGAUUCGGCGCUUUCCUCCCAUUCACAUAUUACUUCAUGAUGCUCCCCUUACCACUUCUCCUAGGGCUAUCACUUCUCUUCUUACUUCCGUUCACACUUUGCGCUGAAGACUACUACAAGGUUUUGGGAAUAGAUAAGUCAGCUUCAGAGCGAGAUAUAAAAAGAGCAUAUAGGACUCUAAGCAAGAAAUACCACCCUGAUAAGAAUCCUGGGGAUGAAUCUGCCCAUCAGAAAUUUAUGGACAUAGCCGAAGCUUACGAUGUACUGUCAACCGCUUCCACGCGAAAGAUCUACGACAAGUAUGGCCAUGAGGGUCUGAAACAGCACAAAGAAGGCGGCGGUGCCCCCACUCAUGACCCUUUUGAUUUGUUCUCACGUUUCUUCGGCGGCGGAGGUCACUAUGGACAUUCGGGUCAGCGACGUGGCCCGGAUAUGGAAGUCCGGAUGCAUGUACCCCUGCAAACAUUUUACAGUGGCAAAGAGGCCGAAUUUCAAGUCGAAAAGCAACAAAUUUGCGACACGUGUGAAGGUUCAGGGUCUGCAGAUGGAAAAGUAGACACCUGCAGCAAGUGUGGCGGGCAUGGAGUUGUGCUUCAGAAGCACAUGUUAGCACCCGGCAUAUUUCAGCAGGUCCAGAUGCACUGUGAUAAGUGUGGUGGGAAGGGACAAUCAAUACGUAACCCGUGUCCUGUUUGCCAGGGCAAACGAGUAGUACGAAAACCAGUGACGCUAACGGCGACCAUUGAACGCGGAAUGGGCAAAGGAUCGAAAAUAGUUUUUGAGAACGAAGCGGAUGAGAGUCCGGAUUGGGUUGCCGGAGAUUUAAUACUCGUGUUGAUGGAGAGUGAACCACAGCUUGGAGAUGACGAUGCGGAGAGGACAGAUGGGACAUUUUUCCGCCGGAAAGGCAAGGAUUUGUUCUGGAAAGAGGUUCUCAGUCUCCGAGAGGCCUGGAUGGGAGAUUGGACUCGGAAUUUAACCCAUCUCGAUGGGCAUAUUGUUCAACUUGGCCGAAAGCGAGGACAAGUAGUCCAGCCACUUUCUGUUGAGACAGUAAAGGGCGAAGGGAUGCCAGUUUGGCACGAAGGCCAUUUGCAUGAGCAUCAUGGCGAAGAUUUCGGAAACCUUUAUGUGGAGUACACCGUCGUACUUCCAGAUCAGAUGGAGAAAGGGAUGGAGAAAGAUUUCUUUUCCCUAUUCGAGAAGUGGAGAAAGAAACACGGAGUGGAUUUGCAAAAGGAUUCUGGCCGGCCUAUUCCUCAAAGAGAUGAAUUGUAAUAGUACAUAUUCCCGUUUCCUUGAUCUUUCUUUUCUUCGCCUUCUACCGCGAACCGGCGUAUUCUAUAUAUCGGUGAUACCUUACUGCUUCGUCCCGGUGCAUCGCUUCCAUACCUCCGAACCGUAUACGAUAGAUUUCAUUGUGACAGGCAGGGUACAAUAGAGAUGUUUCCAAUACAAAGCGCAUUCUGGAUUUAUACU